Magallana angulata is the source of this 5966-nucleotide messenger RNA. RefSeq names its product son of sevenless homolog 2-like. NCBI's taxonomy places the organism in Eukaryota, Metazoa, Mollusca, Bivalvia, Ostreida, Ostreidae. Gene Ontology annotation, biological process: Ras protein signal transduction; positive regulation of GTPase activity. Gene Ontology annotation, cellular component: plasma membrane; nucleosome. Gene Ontology annotation, molecular function: guanyl-nucleotide exchange factor activity; DNA binding; protein heterodimerization activity. Bases 294 to 3941 code for a protein of 1215 amino acids. The record is from RefSeq and is a predicted model, not a curated record. The transcript has 24 exons.
UGACAAAUUAACUUCCUGUUCGGGAUUUGCGGAAGCUCUAUCGAAAAGGCAAUUUUAUCUCAUUGUUAUAGCAGUCGUGGUUACAAAAUGUGAUGUAUAUUGUUUUUAGAGUCACUAUGUAUGCAACUGCCAUGAGGCAGUUGUCUGAAUUACAACAUAAAUAUACACAAUUUGUGCGAAGUUGAAGGUCAUGUUGGCUUAUUCACUUCUGUAGAAUAUUUAUGCAAAAAGAAACAAUAAGUCAUCAUGGUUUCAUGAACUUGUCAAUUAAGGAUCAAUAAUAAACAUCAGGAAUGUUUCCUCCAAGUCUUCCUGAAAACUUCAACGCACAAGAGUGGAAGGGUAUUUUUGUCCAAGCUCUUGAAAAUGUUCUGCACCAAGUCCACCCCUCACUGAUUGCAAAAGAGGAUGCCUUAGAGUACAUAGAGAGCCUGAUCAUCAGUCUGCUGGGCACGCUGUGUGCCUGCCAGCCCCACUCCGUACAGGACGUGACCGAGAGGGUCAACAAGACAUUCCCCGACCCCAUUGACAAGUGGGCCAACAGGGACGCGAACACAGCUCUGGAGAAGGGCAAAAAGAAUUCCAACAUCGUUCUUCCUGUGGACAAAAUCCAUCAAGCUCUUGUUAAGGAUGUCCUUGGAUACAAAAUCGAGUAUAAUGCCUCACUGUACAUUGUGGCUGUGCUGGAGUAUAUUGCUGCUGACAUUCUCAAGCUGACUGGUAAUUACGUGAGGAAUAUCAAACACACAGAGAUCACAUAUCAGGAUAUCAAAGUGGCAAUAUGUGCAGAUCAGGUGUUGAUGGACAUGUUUUCCUCAGAGGAGGACGUCUCACUACCCCUGGUGGAGGAACCCAUUGGCUUGAGGACCGAGGCCCAGUCAUAUGAGGACAUCGUCAAAGACUUCAUCUUUGAGGAGACUCAGUAUAUGAGGGACCUUAGUCAAAUCAUCAAAGUGUUUAGGGCUCCAUUUGUCAAGCAUUUCCCAACUAGCAAGGAUUUAGAGAUAAUAUUCAGCAAUAUUUUGGACAUCUAUGAAUUCACUGCUAAUCUGCUGAGCUCUGUGGAAGAACAAAUGGAGGUUGCUGCUGAGAAUGAGACUCUGACAGUGGGCAUCUGCUUCCUGGACAUGGCAGAGGAGGAGGAGUUCAGUGUGUAUGAGAAGUACGUGGAUGACAUGUUGUCUCCCCGGGGGAAGGAACGACUGUACACUCUGAUGCAGAGAAGUGAUCUCAACCAAACUCUGGAGGAUGAGGGUCAUGGUUUUAAAGAUGCUGUUAAAUAUGUCUUGCCGAAGCUGUUACUAGGGCCAAUAUACCAUUGCCUCCACUAUUUUGAAGUCAUUAAAGGAUUAACAAAUGUGAGUCAAAAUGAAGAUUCAGAGUUCCUAGAACAGGCCAAUGGGUUGUUAGCAUCUCUUCGUUCUGUGUUGGAGAGCAAGAUCAAAAAUGGCAAUCUUCCCAGAACAAAACCCUGGGAAACUUCCUUGCGGUUACAGGGCAGAACAGGAAGACAACAGGUUGUGCAAAAAAUGUCAGAACUUCAAAAAAGUAUAGAUGGUUGGGAGGGCAAGGAUAUUUGGCAGAGCUGCAGUGAAUUUAUCCUAGAUGGGGUCCUAAUGAAACAUGCGAAAGGGAAGCCGACAGAGAGGCACGUGUUCUUGUUUGAUGGCCUGAUCAUUCUGUGUAAGCCAAAUAUCAAGAGGUCCUCUGUAACGUACCCCACGGGGGACUUCAAACUGAAGGAAAAGUUUCACAUCCGCAAAGUGGAGAUCAAGGACAAAGAUGACACAGAGGAACUUAAAAACUGGUUUGUGAUAGUACCCAGGGAUCACCCCAACAACAGUGUCAGCUUGUCGGCUAAGUCUGCGGAGGAGAAGAGUAAUUGGAUGGCUGCCCUCAUCUCACUACAGACCCGGAGUAUGUUGGAGAGACGGUUAGACAGCAUAUUGAAGGAAGAGGAGAGGGACAGGCCACUGAUCCUACCUCCACCUGAGACCUACAGGUUUGCAAAGAAGGACAGUCCAGACAACAUAGUAAUGGAGGAGACAGGGACCUCUCCGACAGAGAUCCCGCUAAUUAAGGGCGGCACGCUACUGAAGCUGAUUGAGCGGCUGACGUACCAUAUGUACGCCGACCCCAAGUUUGUAAAAACGUUCCUGACCACAUUCAGGUCCUUCUGCACUCCCUCGCAGCUGCUGGAUCUACUUAUUGAAAGGUUCAAUAUCCCCGAUCCUCCAGAAAACUUGAAGGUGGACCUAAACAAGGAUGCUGACACUAAUCAGCGUAUCAAAGAUGAUCUCAAGAAGUUCCGCAAGGAAUACAUUAAACCUGUGCAAUUUAGGGUUGUAAACGUGCUACGGCACUGGGUGGAUCACCACUACUAUGACUUUGAGAGAGACCAAUCUCUUUUACACACGUUGAACACUUUCCUAAAAAAUGUCAAGGGCAAAGCAAUGAAGAAAAUGGCAGAGUCUAUUCUUAAAGUCAUUCGUAGACGAUUUGAGAGUGUGAGUACAGAAAGGGACAUUAUUCAUGCCAAACCAGCUCCUCCCAUAGAAUGGCACCAUACUAAGGACAAGGAUCAGUUUGAUCUCAUGACGCUUCAUCCUAUUGAGAUUGCCAGACAAGUGACGCUGCUGGAGUUCGACCUGUACCGAGCGGUCCAGCCGUCAGAACUUGUGGGGUGUACGUGGAUGAAGGAGAAUAAGAGUACCUCCUCACCCAAUCUUCUCAAGAUGAUCAGUUUUACUAAUAAUUUUAUAUGCUGGCUUGAGAAGUGUAUAAUAGAGACAGAGAACUUUGAAGAGAGAGUGUCUGUUGUUAAUAGGACUAUGGAAAUUAUGUUAGUGUUUCAGGAACUGAACAAUUUUAACGGUGUUUUAGAAAUUGUUAGUGCAAUAAAUUCUGCGUCUGUUUUCAGACUGGAACAUACAUUAGAUAAAGUAAGUUACAGGAAGCAGUUUGAAGAUGCCAAAGAGCUUAAUGCAGACCAUUUUAAGAAAUAUAUAGAAAAACUGCGAUCCAUUAAUCCCCCAUGUGUUCCAUUUUUAGGCAUGUAUUUAACAAACAUAUUAUUAACGGAAGAGGGCAAUCCAGAUCAUCUGCAAAACAGACCAGACAUAAUAAAUUUUAGCAAGCGGCGGAAAGUGGCUGAAAUAACAGGCGAGAUUCAACAAUACCAGAACCAGCCCUACUGUCUGACAGUGGAGCAGGAAAUCAGGGAAUUCUUUGAGAACCUGAAUCCUCUGGGAAACAUGACAGAAAAAGAGUUCAAUGAUCAUUUAUAUGAGAGUUCAUUAAAGAUUGAACCCCGAGGGAUGCUACGGCCCCAAAAGUUUCCUAAGAGGUUUGAAUAUUCUCUGAAGUCUCCGGGCAUUAAGCCAAACUCUCUGAGAACUUCCACCAGGGGUCACUUCUUUCCAACGCUGUUACCGACGGGCACCGGCACUGGUGGCUACAAGAUCCUGAACGACACGGAGGAUGUCGAUCCACAGUCCCCUCUACAGACUCCGCCUCCCUGCUCACCCACGGACGUGUUUGAACCCGCCUCUCCCACAAAGCCCGGCAGUUCAGAUUACAAGUCAAAUGAUCCUAGUCAAUUCUCUGCGAUACCACCUCUUCAGCCUCCUCCAAAGACACAAGGAAAAUGCAAAAACUUUCAAUCUCCCCCUCCUCUUCCUCCGCGUAUGAAGACUGGAAGAGAUUCAGACCCUCCCAUUCCCCCGCGAAAUAUUCCUCCCCCCGUGCCCCCAAGACACGAUUCCCAGUCAAGCCUGCAUUUUCGACCUCCUAGUGCUACACUCCCCCGGACGAGUCACCGGACUCCUAGCCAGCCGGAAUUCCACCAUGUUAAUGGGAACAGGGACAGUGACGAGGGUAUCCCAAAGCUACCCCCUAAAACAUAUAGGUCGGCUCAUCACACGAGACAGAAAAGCAGCUAGGGCAAUAACAGUGUUCCUUUUUUCUCCCUCUUCUCCUCCUAUCCCCACAGCAAUAUUACAUGUAUUUUAUUGUUCACCAAAGAAUGAUUUCGUGUGGGAGUCAUUCCAGAGAUUCUCUAAGAAAUCUGUGCAUGGCAGUGCCUUCAUUUUUCGAAAGAGGAUGAAAAGAGAAAAGUUUGUUUUGUUUUUUUUCAAGGCAUUAUGUAUCACAAAGUCAAUUCCAAAGUCUUUGGUUUCAUGGAUUAUCUGUCGCAAAGUCGUCAAGAGGUGGAUGUUUUUUCCAAAAAUAUUUUUCACCCUGAAAUGGUUUCCAAAAAGUGAAAUUCAUGGUUCAUGUGUUGUUCAAUUUCAGAUACGGUAACUAACAUGUAUUUGGUGCAAAUUCAUUGUGUUUGAAAACAAAAGAAUUCAUUGUAGUGAUUUAUCAAAAUUUGUUGAUGUCAUUUUAAAAAUUGCCUUCCAAAGGAAAUUCACUUGCUCACUUGGAACUUGUCAUAGUAGAAGUGCUCAAAAGGAUUCAGAAUUUUCGUCAGGAAAACUGCAGGCAGAGUUUGAUUAUAUUUUUCGGCUGUGCAUCGGAACAGAAGGCCUUUCCUGUGAUUUGAACAAAUAGCCAAGCAUGCGCUGUUAAAGAAAAGGGAUUGUGUGAAUUCAUUGGAAUCUAUGGAGCAGUUAGCUGAUAUUAUCCUAGGUCUUUUAAAGUGCCAAUAUAGUGUUGAUGCCUAUCCGAAUUGGAGGUCUUGGAUACGGUGAUAACUCGUAAAAAAGGUUUGAAUAAACCAUGUUGGUCAUGUGAUACAGAUUUGUGGUUUUUUUUUCUAGUGCUAUUAAUGUACUGAACAGAUAGCUAUUGAUGUUGAACAUUGUUGAAUUUUGCAAUGAAUUUGCCAAAGAAUACAAAAAAAAAUAUUAAUUCUGUUGUUUUCAUUGUUGCUUGAUUAAAAGACAUGUUUCAGAGUCGUUCAGAUUUUGAAGAUUCAGUGAUGUCAACCUUAUAACCUAUGAUGAAUUUGUUUUAUUCAUGUUAAAUGUGAUCAACAAAUGACCUUUCCAUUGGGAGGAGUUUAGCUGAUAAGGGUUGUUAAAUCUAUGCCAUAUUUCACAAUGCUGAUUUGUGAAGAUUAAUUUUUUUUUCCUUCAACAACUACAGUGUAAGGAUAUACUCAUACUUGUAUAGCAAGAAGCUGAAUUUCAAUGUUAUAUUUGUACAUGCUUUAACGUUUUACAACUUUAUUUUAGAAUGACUUGUUAAUUAAGUGCGAACAAUUUUUAAAAAUAUUUUUUUUUCUUUUUCAUGAACAUAAGUUUCGCAGUUAUGAUUUAAUUUGUUUGCAAUUACGUGUAUUUCAAUUUUUCAACAAUUAUGGAACUUCAAAGAAAAGAUUUUUAUUUCUUUUAGAUAAUGACUUUAAUUUCCAUGCACCAUCAGUACAUGCCAUGAUGGGUUCAAGUAUUCUUAAUGUAAUGGAAUCAAAACAGGUUAAGUGCUGUUGAUAUUCUACAAUUUUGACAACUACAAAUUCUGCAAUUUAUAGAAUGAGUGUGUGCUUGCAUACAAACUUACAUGUAUUAGUGAAGCUUGAGGGUAUGUGAUUUUACAUUACAAUGUUGCUUUAAUGAAAUCUGAGAUUUCUUGUUGAUCGAUAAUAUUUCGAUGCAUAUGUCAUUUUUCCUCUGCCAAAUCUCUUUGAGUCCAGUUAACCAAAUAAAUACCAGUAUAAAUCGUAUAUAUUGCAGGUAGAAAAAGGCUAGUGGUAUUGUGUAUUAAUUUUUUUUAGCCUUUUCUUACCAGUACAUGGAAUUUAUACAUGUGAUUUAUAAGAUUACAGAUUAUCAGUGCAGACUGUAAGCUCGGCUUGGAGUUGUUUUAAGACCAGAGCUUUCAGAUUCAUUUUAUACACAUGUACUUUACAAAAUGAUCAUUGAUGGCAAUUGUAUUGUGAUUUAUGGCAAAGAAAUGAACUGUCCUGCAUCAGUAUUAAAUGUGUUCUCUCAUGGAAAAAUAAACAUAAAAGAAGCUUAAAA